Messenger RNA from Nycticebus coucang (slow loris), 2784 nucleotides. RefSeq names its product villin 1 (gene VIL1). The transcript is spliced from 20 exons. The record is from RefSeq and is a predicted model, not a curated record. Gene Ontology annotation, biological process: cytoskeleton organization; barbed-end actin filament capping; actin filament severing. Gene Ontology annotation, cellular component: lamellipodium; cytoplasm; actin cytoskeleton. Lineage: Eukaryota; Metazoa; Chordata; Mammalia; Primates; Lorisidae. Gene Ontology annotation, molecular function: phosphatidylinositol-4,5-bisphosphate binding; actin filament binding. The coding region runs from base 129 to 2612 and encodes 827 amino acids.
UAUGGUGAAGGCAGUUCCUAGGGAAGGGGAGGUAGGGACAAAGGUCGCUCUCCUGCAGCCAGCCAGCUUGCCACAACUCCCUGAGAUCUCCCAGGUGGCAGCUGCCUCCUUCGACAGGGUCACUCACCAUGACCAAACUGAGCGCCCAAGUCAAAGGCUCCCUAAACAUCACCACCCCUGGGCUACAGAUAUGGAGGAUCGAGGCCAUGCAGAUGGUGCCUGUGCCUUCCAGCACCUUUGGGAGCUUCUUUGAUGGUGACUGCUACGUAGUCCUGGCUAUCCACAAGACUGGCAGCACCCUGUCCUAUGACAUCCACUACUGGAUCGGCCAGGCCUCAUCACAGGACGAGCAGGGGGCAGCUGCCAUCUACACCACGCAGAUGGACGACUUCCUAAAGGGCCGGGCUGUCCAGCACCGCGAGGUCCAGGGCAAUGAGAGCGACACCUUCCGAGGCUACUUCAAGCAGGGCAUAGUGAUCCAGAAAGGGGGCGUAGCUUCCGGCAUGAAGCAUGUGGAGACCAACUCCUAUGAGGUUCAGCGGCUGCUGCACGUGAAGGGCAAGAGGAACGUGGUGGCUGGAGAGGUGGAGAUGUCCUGGAAGAGUUUCAAUCGAGGGGAUGUUUUCCUUUUGGACCUCGGGAAGCUUAUCAUCCAGUGGAAUGGGCCGGAGAGUAACCGCAUGGAGAGACUCAGGGGCAUGACGCUAGCCAAGGAGAUUCGAGACCAGGAGAGGGGCGGGCGCACCUACGUGGGAGUGGUGGACGGGGAGAAUGAAUCUGCGUCCCCACAGCUGAUGGCAGUGAUGAACCACGUGCUGGGCAAGCGCACAGAACUGAAGGCAGCUGUGCCCGACACUGUGGUGGAGCCAGCACUUAAGGCUGCCCUCAAGUUGUACCAUGUGUCUGACUCAGAGGGGAAACUGGUGGUUAGGGAAAUCGCCACCCGGCCACUCACACAGGAUUUGCUCAGUCAUGAGGACUGUUACAUCCUGGACCAGGGGGGCCUGAAGAUCUAUGUGUGGAGGGGGAAGAACGCCAAUGACCAGGAGAAAAAGGGAGCCAUGAGCCAGGCACUGAACUUUAUCAAAGCCAAGCUGUACCCGCCAAGCACACAGGUAGAGGUGCAGAACGAUGGAGCAGAGUCAGCUGUAUUUCAGCAGCUCUUCCAGAAGUGGACAGUGCCCAGCCGGACCUCAGGCCUGGGCAAAACCCACACCAUUGGUUCCGUGGCCAAGGUGGAGCAGGUGAAGUUUGAUGCCAUGUCCAUGCAUGUCCAGCCCCAGGUGGCUGCCCAGCAGAAGAUGGUAGAUGAUGGAAGUGGGGAGGUCCAGGUGUGGCGCAUUGAAGACCUGGAGCUGGUGCCUGUGGAUUCCAAGUGGCUUGGCCACUUCUUCGGGGGUGACUGCUAUCUGCUGCUCUAUACCUACCUCAUCGGCGAGAAGAAGCACUACCUGCUCUACAUCUGGCAGGGCAGCCAGGCCAGCCAGGAUGAAAUCACUGCCUCAGCCUAUCAAGCUGUCAUCCUGGACCAGAAGUAUAAUGAUGAACCGGUCCAGAUCCGGGUCCCAAUGGGCAAGGAGCCGCCCCACCUCAUGUCCAUCUUCAAGGGACAGAUGGUGGUCUACCAGGGAGGCAGCUCCCGAGCUAACAACUUGGAGCCCGUGCCCUCCACAAGGCUGUUCCAGGUCCGGGGGACCAGUGCCAACAACACCAAGGCCUUUGAGGUCCUAGCCCGGGCCACUUCUCUCAACUCCAGUGAUGUCUUCAUCCUCAAGACCCCGUCCUGCUGCUACCUGUGGUGUGGGAAGGGCUGUAGCGGGGACGAGCGGGAGAUGGCCAAGAUGGUUGCUGACACCAUUUCCCGGACGGAGAAGCAAGUGGUGGUGGAAGGGCAGGAGCCAGCCAACUUCUGGAUGGCCCUGGGUGGGAAGGCCCCCUAUGCCAACAGCAAGAGGCUUCAGGAAGAAAACCUGGCCAUCACCCCCCGGCUGUUUGAAUGUUCCAACCAGAGUGGGCGCUUCCUGGCCACAGAGAUCCCGGAUUUCAGUCAGGAUGACUUGGAAGAGGAUGAUGUGUUCCUGCUAGAUGUCUGGGACCAGGUCUUCUUCUGGAUCGGGAAGCAUGCCAAUGAGGCGGAGAAGAAGGCUGCAGCCACGACCGUACAGGAAUACCUCAAGACUCACCCUAGUGGCCGUGACCCUGAGACCCCCAUCAUUGUGGUGAAGCAGGAACAUGAGCCCCCCACCUUCACGGGCUGGUUCCUAGCUUGGGACCCCUUCAAGUGGAGUAAUGCCAAAUCCUAUGAGGACCUGAAGGCAGAGCUUGACAACUCUCAGGACUGGAACCAGAUCACCGCUGAGGUCAUGAGCUCCAAAGUGGAUGUGUUCAAUGCCAACAGCAACCUCAAUUCUGGGCCUCUGCCCAUCUUCCCCCUGGAGCAGCUGGUGAACAAGCCUGUGGAAGAGCUCCCUGAGGGUGUGGACCCCAGCAGGAAGGAGGAGCAUCUGUCCAUUGAAGAUUUCACUAAGGCCUUUGGAAUGACUCCAGCUGCCUUUUCUGCCCUGCCUCGAUGGAAACAGCAAAACCUCAAGAAAGAAAAAGGACUAUUUUGAGAAGGAAGAGCAGCUAUGGUCAUAAAGCACCUUCCCCUACUUGGCUUGUGGCAUUUUGUUUUAUAACUGGUAGUAGACCUAUACCAAUUUAAGUGAAAUUUUACAAUUGUACCCAUGAACAGCAAUCUUUGGCAAUGCCAUUUUUAAUAACUUACUUAUUCCUUCAGAAAGA